CCGACAAAAAGUCCACAGAGAGAGAGAGAGAGAGAGAGAGAGAGAGAGCCCAUUCUCUGCCGCUUCCGGGUUCUCGACAGCGAGCUCUGGACUCCGCCGGACCUAAUUUUUCUCGUCCGAUUUCCAGGAAUAUUUUCUUAUUCCGAUUUUUCUUCGUCAACCGACUCUCUUCUCUUUCAUUUGGGGAAAACACAGAGACACUAUCAGGAUUCUUCCGUGUAUGAUUGAUCUUACUCGCUAUAAAUAAAUAGUCAAAUUUUUAAUACACAUGAAACGUGUUUUUGUUAGGUAAGUAUUUGAGAUCUCAUACUUACAGAUCUUAUCUUCCCCUUUUCAAUUAAAUCCUCCACCGACUCAUAUCCUUGAUCAAUUGAAUUGACAAACUGAGUUCGAUUUAAAGUCUGUGGAAUCAUGGAUGAAUUUGGUGUCCUAACGGAGCGUUAUGGUCUUAAACCACAAGGAAAAUCAGUUCCCAUGGCUGAAGCAAAACGAUCCACCAGCGCUAACGGUUCCCGCACCCGGAAUUUCGGGUCCAAUUCCGGUAUAAACUCGAAAUCCUCUUCAUCGUAUUCUUCACAUCCUGGUAGGAACUCCAAUUCCAUCAAUACUUCCUUUGUCAAUGAUCACGACAUUCUUUUCCAAUCGAGCGCCAGCAGGAAACCCAAGGAUUCUGGCGGGUUUGAUAAUGACGAUUUCUUUGGUUAUUUCCAAGAGUCUGCAAAACAACCAAGCAACAGUGGCAAUAAAUCCUCUUUUGAUUACGAUUCAAUAUUCUCGAAUUCGGGAAAUUCCAAUAAUAAAUUUUCUCCAGUGAUUGGUAAUAUAGAUGAUGACAUAUUUGCUAGUAUGCCUGGGUUCAAAGUUUCGGAGAAUGUUAACGACGAUAUGUUUGGGUCAUUUGUUUCAUCUGCUAAGCAAAAUACUGCCGUAGAUGAUCUGUUGGGUGAAUUUGGGGCAAAACCAAAGAGUUCGAACCUUAAUGGAUCGGGAGAUUUCCGGAAGAAUGCCUCUGACGUUAAUGACUUGCUACCUGGGUUUGGCGGAAGCAGCCCUCCAAGUAAUUGGGCAGAUGAAAAGACAAGUCAAUCAACCUUUGCAUCACCAGAAGAUCCUUUUGUAGUAUUAGAAUCAACUUCAACCCAAGCACAUAAAUCAUCAGAACUUUUAACUGAUCCACUGGAAGAACUCGGCAACUUCAGUAGUUCUGGACACAUGAAGCCUGGUAGGCCAUCUAAUACUUCACCAGCAUUGAGGCCUCCUCCUAGUCCAGCACAAGUUUUAAAGGCAGAUGAAGGUAAGAGUUCAGGUGUGUCUUCAAUAGAUGAACUUGAGGAGUUUGCCAUGGGUAAGGUACACUACAAUGCUGAUGGACGUUCAGAUUUUCAUCAUGCUAGGGAAGAAAGGGACAGAAAAAAUUCUAAAACUAAUAAAUAUAAAGAAGCUGAAGAUGCUGCAUUUAAGACACAGCCAAAUGGUGAAGAUGAUCUUGAGUCAUUUUUCAGUGUGGGUUCUAGAUCAAGUAGUGUACCAAGAUCACGGCCUUCAACUUGGGAUCCCUUAUUUGAUGCAAGUAUAUUUAACAAAGGAGAGCCUAAAGGGACCCAAGAAUCGUCUUUUGGGGCUUCACAUGGAUCAAAGGUUUUUCCCCCAAUUAAUGUUGUUGAUGACCUCUCUUCAGUUUUUGGAGCUGCCCCAUUGUUUGGAGACUUUGAGGAAGUGGAAGGGGAAAGUGAAGAAAGACGAAGAGCCAGAUUGGAGCGUCAUCGGAGAACCCAGGACCGUGUGGCAAAAGCAGUUGCUGAUAUGAACCAACGUGAUCUUCAAACUCAGCAAGAGCAAGAAGAGAGACGUAGGAUUGCUGAAACACUGGAUGCUAAUAUAAAGCAAUGGGCUGCAGGAAAAGAAAGCAAUAUGCGAGCACUGUUAUCAUCAUUGCAAAAUGUGCUUUGGCCCGAAUGUGGUUGGGAGCCAGUUUCUCUCACAUAUUUGAUUACUUCUUCCUCAGUCAAAAAGGUAUACAGAAAGGCAACCUUGUAUGUCCACCCUGAUAAGGUUCAACAGAAAGGUGCCAGUCUUGAACAACAGUAUACUGCGGAGAAAGUCUUUGAUAUCCUUAAGGAAGCAUGGAACAAGUUCAAAAAGGAGGAACUAUCCUGAAAUUUGAGAUUGAAAGGGUUUAACAGAUGAUCUGUUCGAAUGUUGAAACUACUUUCAUUUGACAAAUUACAGAACUUCCAUUUAGAGAUGAAAGAUGUAUCAUGUUCAUCGGAAGUGCUCUUCUGCCGCUUGCAAGAUGCAGACCCCUAGUAUCGUUUUGAGUCAUUUGUGAAGGAGGUUAUAAUCCAUCGGCUUCGGAUCCUUAAUAUGGUGUAUGUUGUAAAUUAGUAAUCUAGGGCCUCUUCCUAUAGACAUUUGCAAGUUUGUUCCUGUCCUGCCCUGGCAGAAAUUUUAACGGUCAUUGUACUUCCUUGGUGGAGAAGCUCUUUCCUUUUUUAAUAUGUUGUUUUGUUAAAAUAUAUUUUCUGAGGGUUUAAAUUAUUAUUCAGUUGUAAUAAUUAUUCUCUCUCACCGGAGCUUGAUCUGUUUAAUAGUGCAAAAUAGGGCUCUUAAUAUUCUGAGGAUUUCCAUAGAUACACCAUUAUGAUCCCUUGAACUGUAUAACAUGCCAUAAGGCAAAUGAUAUGCCGUACAUUGUUACCGGAA
Molecule: messenger RNA, 2703 nt
Organism: Carica papaya (papaya)
Lineage: Eukaryota; Viridiplantae; Streptophyta; Magnoliopsida; Brassicales; Caricaceae
Product: Chaperone DnaJ-domain superfamily protein
Biological process (GO): clathrin-dependent endocytosis; clathrin coat disassembly
Cellular component (GO): intracellular membrane-bounded organelle; vesicle; cytoplasm
Molecular function (GO): clathrin binding
Source: RefSeq, a predicted model, not a curated record